UCUCUCUCUCUCUCUCUCUCUACAUAAAUACAUACAUAUAAACGUCUAUUGUAUUUUAAAUUGAUCAGUCAAGCAGUUGAUCGUCCUGAGUUUGUGUUUUCGUGAAUCUAAAAAGGAAAAAAUGUCAAAACCCUCAACAAGAAUUAUCCUGAGACAGCUUCUUCAUUACCACAUUCCAUCAAAACCCUCAUCACCCGCUAACCCAACUGCUGGUACUGGCAUAUCUCAAUUUCUCUCUCAUCACCCAAAGCACAGUCCUCUCACUCCAUGGAUUUCGAUUUCUCAGAGAGCCCACUUCUCAUCAUCUUCAACACCAUCAUCGAUUUCAAGAAUCUUCCAAAACCCAGCUCAAAAACUUAGCCCCCAAACCAAUUUGUUGUCUAAUAAGAACUUUCUAGGGUUUAGGUACUUAACCUUCAAAACUUCAGAUUUAGGUACUAAAAUUAAAGGGAGUUCGAUGAAGAAUGCGGUGAAAAAUCCGGUGUCGGCCGUUAAGGAUGGGGUUUCGCGGUACAAGCAAGCGGUUGGGCUGCAGAUUGAGGCGUUCUGGAAGAGGAAUAAUCUGGUGCUGUUGGGUGCGGCAGGUGUUAUGGUGUGCAUACUGUUGUGGAAGCUUUUGUUUGGGGUUGCCAACACAUUCAUUGGGUUAUCAGAAGGCAUGGCCAAAUAUGGCUUUCUUGCUCUUUCCUCCGCUAUCGUCGCAUUUGCUGGCUUGUAUCUCCGUUCAAGAUUCACCAUCAAUCCUGACAAAGUUUAUAGAAUGGCCAUGAGGAGGCUUAACACAUCUGCUGGGAUUCUUGAGGUUAUGGGUGCUCCACUCUCAGGGACAGAUUUGAGAGCAUAUGUGAUGUCAGGAGGAGGGAUUUCACUGAGAAACUUCAAACCAGGGUUUCGGAGCAAGCGAUGUUUUCUCAUCUUUCCAAUACGAGGCUCUGAGAGAAAAGGGCUAGUCAGUGUUGAAGUCAAGAAUAAAAAAGGCCAGUAUGAUAUGAAGUUAUUGGCGGUGGACAUUCCCAUGGCAACAGGACCUGACCAGCGCCUGUUCCUGAUAGGGGACGAAGAAGAGUAUGGGGUUGGUGGUGGAAUGAUUUCUGAACUAAGAGAUCCUGUUGUGAAAGCAAUGGCAGCAACCAAGGAGUUUGAAGAUCGUGAUCAAAUGGAGGAUGAGGAGGAUGCCGAAAGAGAACUUCAAGAGGCAGAAAGAAAGCACCGUGAAGAAAUUGAAAAGCUUGAAAAAGAUGGCUCAUAGUGAUUUGUUUCAUUUCGUUUGCCUACAUAUUGUUUGCUGUUUUAAAAUUUUCACUGGCUUUUUGUUCCUUGACCAGCCAAACGGGAAAGAUAACUGUAACUGAUAUAAGGGCUCAUUGCGUCAAAUAUAGAGUCAAGUUUUGCAAGGUUUGAAUUACCUUGUACGGCUAGUGUUGAUAAUUCCACAGUGAUAACUUUGAGAUGUGUGUCCAACUGUGCCCAACUGAGACAUAUGGAGCAUGUCCUUGGGGCAUUUCUUAAUAGUUCAGAUUUAGUUUCAGCGAUGUUCAUGUUACCAUGUAAUAAAUCACGUUGCUUGAUAUUCCAAAGCUGCAAAUUCUGUGUCCCCAUUGGACUA
Messenger RNA from Cornus florida, 1606 nucleotides. RefSeq lists its product as uncharacterized. Gene Ontology annotation, cellular component: intracellular membrane-bounded organelle. Bases 122 to 1249 code for a protein of 375 amino acids. Lineage: Eukaryota; Viridiplantae; Streptophyta; Magnoliopsida; Cornales; Cornaceae. The transcript is spliced from 3 exons. The record is from RefSeq and is a predicted model, not a curated record.